AUGCCGUCUCUAACAUGGGAUAUCCAGAAACCCGUGCGCGAGGAAACCGCUCCUAUACGCGGCGGCCCAUCUAACACGCCGGACCACAACUACGGAGCGCUGCAACGGCCAUGCACGGUGCAGCAGGAGGAAGAUCGACUGAUUGGAGACUUCUACAAACGACACAACAGCGUGGCCGGAGACAAGCCCGCCGACACGGGCGACGAGAAACUGGGCACGUUUUCGGGCGUGUUUAUGCCAACGACGCUCAACGUGCUGUCCAUUCUCAUGUUCCUGCGAUUCGGCUUCAUUCUGGGCCAGGUGGGUAUCCUCGGCAUGUUUGCCCUGCUGGUUCUGUCGUACGCAAUUGACCUGUUGACCACGCUGUCAAUCUCGGCAAUUGCCACCAACGGAACCGUACGAGGAGGAGGAGCCUACUACAUGAUUUCCCGAAGCCUGGGACCGGAGUUUGGAGGAGCGAUUGGCGUGGUCUUCUUCUUUGGCCAGGUGCUCAAUGCCGGUCUCAACGUGGCCGGUUUCUGCCAACCCAUUCUGUCGUCCUUUGGCCAGAACGCAGGCGGAUUCUUUCCCGAAGGAUACUGGUACGAGUUCUUCUACGCCACCGGAGUGUUGCUGUUUUGCACGUCCAUCUGCAUGUUUGGCUCGGGUCUGUUUUCGCAGGCCGGAAAGGUGCUGUUUGUGAUUCUCAUUGUCGCAACGGUGUCAGUGCCGCUUUCAGUCUUCUUUGUCAAGCCUUUCCUUGUAACCAAACUUGACAUCUGGUACAUGGGACCCAGCUGGGACGUGUUCUCGGAUAACUUGCUUCCCAGAUUCACCACUGGCGCUGUGGGCUCGGAUCUCCCCCCAGGUCAGAUGGAGACCUUCACCUCCUUAUUUGGUGUCUUUUUUCCAGCUACAGCAGGCAUCUUUGCAGGUGCCUCCAUGAGUGGAGAUCUCAAGAGACCCUCGUACAGCAUUCCCAAGGGCACUCUGUCAGGUCUGGGACUCACGUUCAUUCUUUACGCCGCAACCAUCCUCGGAAUGGGUGUCGCUAUCCCCCGAGCUCUUCUCUACAAGGAUAUUUCUGUCAUUGAGACCGUCAACCUUUCGAAAUGGCUGAUUCUGUUUGGAGAAAUGUCCACCUCCCUCUUCUCCUCCAUGGUCGGAGUCAUUGGAGCUGCCUACGUUCUCCAGGCGAUUGCUAAAGACGCUCUGGUUCCUUACACGUCUUUUCUGGCGUCGGAAAUCAACGGGCUUCCUAUUCCAGCAGUGUUCACCACUUAUAUUCUUACCCAGCUCACUCUCUUCUUCCCUCUGAACAGACUGGCCACCUUCAUCACCAUGGCGUAUUUGAUGACGUUUGUGGUGACAAAUCUGGCCUGUUUCCUGCUCAAGAUUGCAUCUGCUCCCAACUUUCGACCUUCGUUCAAGUACUUUUCGUCCACGACAGCCUUCCUUGGAGCCGUCUCUUGCAUUGCCAGCAUGUUUAUUGCUGACGGAUGGGCUUCUAUCGGUGCUAUUGUCAUUCUGGCGUUCCUCUUUAUCCUGAUUCACUACGUUUCGCCCCCCAAACCGUGGGGAGAUGUGUCUCAGGCUCUUCUUUACCACCAGGUGCGAAAGUACCUGCUUCGACUUCGACAGGACCACGUCAAGUUCUGGCGACCGCAGAUUCUGCUGCUUGUUGACGACCCUCGGUCAGCAUGGGGUCUCAUCAAGUUUUGCAACUAUCUCAAAAAGGGAGGCCUGUACAUUCUGGGUCACGUGGUGAUCACCAAGGACUUCCAGGAGACGUUCAAGGAGGUCAAGAAGCAGCAACAGAGCUGGACCAAGCUGCGCGACAUGACUGGAGCUAAGGCGUUUGUCCAAAUUGCCUGUUCCCCAGAUGUCGUUUGGGGUGCGCGAAACGUUUUCCUAGGCAGUGGUCUGGGCGGUAUGAAGCCUAACAUCACCAUUCUGGGCUCGUUGCGAGACAAGUCGCAACCUCUGGACCUCCACCGGGCUCAGACUAUCGACAUGGAGGCUCUUCCCACUGACAAUUGUCGAAAAGAGUCUAACAUUCGAGUCACCCAGUGGGUCAACAUUAUCGAGGAUAUAAUUGCUAUGCAGGGCAAUGUUGCCAUUGCACGAGGAUUUAUGGGUAUGGAGCUGCCUGGCAAGAAUAUUAAAACAACGCAAAAGUACAUUGAUUUGUACCCCAUUCAGAUGAGCGCGCAGGUGGUGGAUGAGAACGGAACCUCAACCAUGACCACCAACUUUGACACCUACACUCUGAUCUUGCAGAUGGGGGCCAUUCUUCGAACUGUUCCUCUCUGGAAGGAGCGAUACACUCUGCGAGUUAUUGUUUUUGUGGAGUUUGAAGAUGCUGUUGAGGAGGAACGAGAACGAGUGAGCACGUUGCUCGACACCCUGCGAAUCAAGGCCAAGAUUCUGGUUCUGUGUCUCAACUCCGGCAACUAUGCUGCGUACGAGUGCAUCAUCAAGGGCACUUCUAACCCUGCGGUUGAAUCCAAGUUGUCUGAGCAGGAUUGGUGGUCUGAGCUUGUGGAGGCUCGUGAGAGCAACAAGCCUUAUGCUUUCACUCGUAAGAUGGAAGAGCAUAAGGUGAUUGCCAUUGAUCAUAAGAGAAGACACACGUUCUCUUCUCUGUCUCAUCUCGGUGCCUCUUUCUCUCUCAGAGCCAACUCCAUUUCGUCCGCAGGCACUUUUGACUCCGAGGGGUUCUCUGACUACGACGAGAACUCUUCUGUUAUUGAUGACGAAGAAGAUGAAGAUGAAGACGACACUUCUGAGCUUGAACAAAACACCUCGGCUCUUCACCGUCACAACUCGUUGUUUUCAACCUCCAGACCUCUCGACAGAGUCAAGGAUAAGUCCCGUGACGACGAAUCUUCCUCUGGACGGUCGUCUCCUUCCUCUUCAACUCAUCACGAGCGGCACAACUCCAACAAGCCCGCUUUCACAUCCCAGGCUAUUCCCAAGACCAAGGUCAACGAUAACGACGACGAUGAGGGCAACACAGUCAUGUUUGAGCAUGGAGACGACCCCGCGCAUCCCAAUGUCUUGUCUUUCAACGACGUGCCUGCCCGAGCUCAGCAUAUCAUUUUGAACGACAUGAUGGCUACUCUGAGCAGCAAGGAGGACACUGUGGUCAUUUUCUCGACUCUGCCUGCUCCCUCGAUGGGCACUCACAGAAGCGAACGAGAGAGUCUGGACUUUGUCGACAGUCUGGAGCUGUGGUGUCAGGACCUUCCCCCAGUGCUGCUGUUGCAUUGUCAGACCAUGACUGUUACCACCGCUCUUUAA
Molecule: messenger RNA, 3282 nt
Organism: Yarrowia lipolytica CLIB122
Lineage: Eukaryota; Fungi; Ascomycota; Dipodascomycetes; Dipodascales
Biological process (GO): chloride transmembrane transport; cell volume homeostasis; vacuolar transmembrane transport
Cellular component (GO): vacuolar membrane
Molecular function (GO): potassium:chloride symporter activity
Source: RefSeq, a predicted model, not a curated record